Molecule: messenger RNA, 993 nt
Organism: Paraglomus brasilianum
Lineage: Eukaryota; Fungi; Glomeromycota; Glomeromycetes; Paraglomerales; Paraglomeraceae
Source: the annotation of a GenBank genome assembly
AUGGCAGACAUAAUCAGCAUAUUGCAAAACCCCAUACCUCUCUAUCUACUGGGAGUCAUCCCGGCUCUCUUUGUGGCCGGAGAUGCUCCUUUUUCGACUCUCACCUCGAAAUUUCUGCAAAUAUUGGUGUGCCUCGGUUGCCCGUUUACGACACUUUUUUACUUCGUCCACGUUAAAUCUGGUGUAGAUGAUGAUGGAGUAGAAGUAAUUCCAGACAAUGCAGCCUAUUGGCCACCAAAGGAUAAAUUUCAAUUCCGUGUUCCAAAUCGCCCAGAAAAUAACAUUGUGAAUAUGUGGCCAUUUGGAUCUAAUGUUAAAAGCCUUGACUUUGCCGAUGUUCCCAUCAUUAAAACACGUCUCAAGGAAUGCGUGACACAUAUUUCAUUUCUGGACUACUUUACCUGCAUUUUGGCAGGUUAUUUUAUCCUUGUCGGUAUUAUUAUCGGUAUAUAUCGAGCGGUUGGGCCAUGUCAAGAACAAGACUGGCCAGCGAUACCGCUGUUAUUAUCAUGGACCUUACCAAUCUUAAUACUAAGAGUCCGCAAAGGAAAAGCGGUAGUCAGAGAACCCUCCGAGGCACUAAAGUUAAUCCCAGGACAUAUUACUUUAAAUGAUAUUGACGAGCGUAUAGCUCGAGAUAUUCGAGGACACGUUUUACUUACAUUGCUAAUGAGCAUUAUUGUCCAUUGGAUAGUUGUAAUUCUGACUUACUAUACAAAGCCGAUUGGCUUUGGCUGCCGUUCAAUUGGACUUACUGUAGUAGCAGUUGUUUGGAGCUGCAAUAGCCUCUUAUGCUUUGUACAUUGUUACAUAUUCAAUAACCCACCGCCAGGAGUAGAUACCGGUCCUCUUUAUUUUUGGCUAUGUACGUCGGGAUUGGGAAUAGGAGGGUUUUUUAUAUUUUUUGGUGUAAUUAGUAAUAAUCCGGACUGGUGGGUGGCGAUUUUUGGAAAAUUUUGUGACGUUUCCUCUUGUUUGGCAACGAGCGGUUGA